UUUGUACCUCUCUGUUGCCGUAGACAAAAACCGCACGCAUGCGCAUUUCCGUUUCUUACGGGGCAGCAAUGGCGUCCCCCUUUGCAGUGUGCAGGUUGAAGGGAAGGGGCAGCCUGGUGAAGUGUCUACAGAAGGUCGAAUCAUUUCUUCACAGGAAUAUUGGAACAGACGUUGUCGCUGCCCAAGAAGAAAGGCAUGGAUGCAAAUCUUUGCAUGCUGUCCAGGCAGAGGGACAAGAACAAGCAGAGAGAUCCGUUCUCAUCAGCUGCCACUCCAGAACCAAUGAGAAAAAGUUCCUCAAGUAUAUAUCAAGACAUGGAGAUAUCAAGAAAUACUUUUUUUAUGAAAGUUAUGGCUUGUAUGCUGUGGUUGAAUUUGCCAACCGGGAAAGUGUUGCCUCGUUGUUUGAAGGGGCGACCAUCCCUAGCGUCAGCCAUGAAUCCACUGUGCCUUUUAAAUCCAGACUGCUGUCGCUAAGGAACAUCGGAUUAGCGGACUCAACAAACCAGCAAUCAGGCCAACAGUGUCAUCCGCAAACACCCAUUCCCAUCAACGAGCUCAUACAGAGGCUGUCCAAAGAGGAGAGUAUAGAGCAGCAGAUAACCUCCCUGACAGAUGUCUAUCAGCUCACAGAGGAGAAUAGUCGACUACGUUUCCUUGUCUGCUCUCUGCUCAAGGACAUUGCUGCUGCAUACUUCCCAGAAUGCACCAUCAAGCCAUUUGGCUCAUCAGUGAACGGCUUUGGAAAGCUGGGCUGUGACCUGGACAUGUUCCUGGACCUGGAUGGCAUCAGUGGGAGAAAUGCAAAGAUGCCAAAAUCCGGUCUGUCCCUGGAGUAUCAGAUGAAGAGGGCCAACUCGGAGCGGGCCGUCACCCAGAGCAUCCUGUCCGUCAUUGGGGAGUGUGUGGACCAGUUUGGUCCUGGGUGUGUGGGGGUGCAGAAGAUUCUCAACGCACGAUGCCCCCUGGUCCGUUUCGCCCACCAGCCCUCUGGUUUUCAGUGUGACCUCACAGCAAACAACAGGGUGGCGAUGAAGAGCACGGAGCUGCUCUACCUGUACGGAGAGCUGGACCCGCGGGUCCGUUGUCUGGUGUUCACCGUGCGCUGUUGGGCCCGAGCUCACGGCAUCACCAGCAGCAUCCCUGGCGCCUGGAUCACCAAUUUCUCCCUCACAGUCAUGCUGCUGUUCUUCCUGCAGAGGAGGAGCCCUCCCAUUAUCCCCACCCUGGACCACCUCAGGGACCUCGCAGGUCCCGCCGACAAGAGCGUGAUUGAGGGGAACGACUGCACGUUUGUCAGCGACUUCAGCAAAAUCCAGCUCCAGAGCAACACAGAAACACUUGAGCAACUUCUGGGCGAAUUCUUUGAGUUCUACGCCACCUUUGCAUUCAGCAAGAUGUCCAUAAAUAUCAGAAAGGGCAAAGAGCAGAACAAGCCGGAGAUAGCCCCGCUGCACAUCCAGAACCCGUUUGAAACCUCUCUGAACGUCAGCAAGAACGUUAACGCCACACAGCUGGACCGCUUUGUGGCUUUAUGUCAGGAGAGCUCCUGGCUUCUCCAGCAGAGUGACACCAACGCACCCAGAGGUGGUAAUAAAGGGUCCAUACCUUGGGGACUCGCUACCCUCCUCCAGCCCUCCCAGGUUGCAGGGAUCAAAAGUCGUAAGAAAAGGAGACGGGAGCCCGCCAGUGAGAGAAUAAAGAGCUUGCUGGAAUCCUUAAAGAAAACCAAUCAGCAAAAGAAAAGCUAAGCUCCCUCCUCCUGCUAUCACGUUAACUCAUACGUUGGUGGACAUCUUCUGGUGUUAUUGUCUGCUGCCUCACUAAAAAGGAGAGGCUUCUGCAGUUAAAUUCAUCUGCUGGACUAUAGUUCCAAAUAUGGACACUGGAGGGUGUCACUGAGGCCUGUACUGUAUGUGCAUAUGUGGGACCUGGAAUAAUGGAGUGAUUACUGUGUACUUUACUAUAGACUUGUCUGCUCUUUUGUAAUUA
Messenger RNA from Etheostoma cragini (Arkansas darter), 1992 nucleotides. It is a transcript of the gene mtpap, whose product is annotated as mitochondrial poly(A) polymerase. The record is from RefSeq and is a predicted model, not a curated record. The transcript has 9 exons. Gene Ontology annotation, molecular function: poly(A) RNA polymerase activity. Gene Ontology annotation, cellular component: mitochondrion. Bases 39 to 1751 code for a protein of 570 amino acids. NCBI's taxonomy places the organism in Eukaryota, Metazoa, Chordata, Actinopteri, Perciformes, Percidae.